This is a messenger RNA of Salvia splendens (bonfire salvia), 1107 nucleotides long. Its product is annotated as probable phosphopantothenoylcysteine decarboxylase. Gene Ontology annotation, molecular function: FMN binding; phosphopantothenoylcysteine decarboxylase activity. Lineage: Eukaryota; Viridiplantae; Streptophyta; Magnoliopsida; Lamiales; Lamiaceae. The record is from RefSeq and is a predicted model, not a curated record. The coding region runs from base 264 to 899 and encodes 211 amino acids. Gene Ontology annotation, biological process: coenzyme A biosynthetic process. Gene Ontology annotation, cellular component: phosphopantothenoylcysteine decarboxylase complex. The transcript has 3 exons.
UUUAGUUAAUUUUUUCAACCGUUUUAUUUGGCUACUUAAUUUAUUCUUGAUUUCCCUUACAAGUUUUUUUUUUCUUUUUUGGAUGCUUGCGUUUUCUUCAGAUGAUUUUUUUUUGGAACUGUUUGGUAGUUUGUCGUUUGAAAUUGACUAAUUUUCUGAUGCUUGUAGCUUGCGCCGUAUGCAUUUCUAUAAAUGUUUGGUGAAUUGACAGUUAAUUUGCUUCUUCUGCGAUUUGGGUAGCUCGGAUCGACUGAAUAUCAGCUAUGGAACAUGUAGAACCUCAGAAUACAGACAUGGAUUUGUAUCAAGUAAAUAGUGCUGCGAGGAGACCGCGCAUCCUGCUUGCUGCCAGUGGCAGUGUUGCUGCAAUAAAAUUUGCUAAUCUUUGCCAUUGCUUCUCCGAGUGGGCAGAAGUGAAAGCUGUUGCUACCCAGGCAUCGCUUCAUUUCGUAGACAGGGUAGCUCUUCCAAAGGAUGUAGUACUUUACGCUGAUGAGGAUGAAUGGUCGAGUUGGAAAAAGAUUGGUGAUAAUGUGCUCCACAUUGAGUUGCGUAAAUGGGCAGAUAUAAUGGUCAUCGCACCUUUGUCUGCUAAUACACUUGCCAAGAUUGCUGGAGGUUUAUGUGAUAACUUGUUGACCUGCGUUGUUCGGGCGUGGGACUACAGUAAGCCAAUGUUCGUAGCGCCAGCCAUGAACAGCCUCAUGUGGAACAACCCUUUCACCGAACGUCAUCUCAUAGGGAUCGAUGAUCUUGGGAUCUCUCUAAUUCCCCCGGUGAAGAAGAGGCUGGCCUGUGGAGACUAUGGAAACGGUGCAAUGGCUGAGCCUUCCCUAAUAUACUCGACUGUAAGACUUUUCUUUGAGACUCGAGAACAAUCAAGUAGUGGCAAUGUUUAGUCUUAGGUAUAUCGCUUCCAUGUUCAACGACAAAAUCGUGUGUCUCAAAUUUAUUAGUUGAUGAACAAUCGCUUCCCUAAUAGUGUGUUGCAUUUUGUGCUUCACUUUUACUUUAUUUUAUGUAUGCUAUUUUUUGUUUUUAUUAUGUUUCCAUUUAAAGUUUAAACAAUCAAAAAUAAUUUGAUUCAUGAAUUAGCAUACUUAUGUA